AUGCUCUUCUUUUCAUAUCGUCCCUGUUCAUCUCUCUCUUUAUGGUUCUCUCCAUUUAAUGAUGGUGCUAGAUCUAUCAAUCUACAAGAGCAGUUGAAGCUACGGCUCAUUUAUGAUGCACAAUGGAUGAAGAACCGAGAGACUGACCGACUUGAUGUUGACAAGAGAGGGCAUGUGCCGAGGCUGCGCCCCGAAGUUGGUGAUGAAGUCCUGGUUUGGGUUGAUUCUACCGGUGACAAAUUCAAGUAUUCGUGGCGUGGACCCUACACUGUAAUGGACUACACUGAUAAAGGUCAAGUUGUCCUUGAAGGAUUGAAGCGUCCUCAAGCUAUAUCUAAUGUGAAGGUUUACCACAGAAAUAAGACUAUUGAUGGCAGCUUGACUAAUAAUAUGGGUGAUGCCCUCCCUAAGGAGCUUCGUAGACUCGAUGGUGUUACUCAGAACGAUUUUUUGAUGACUAAUGGUUCGUUGUAUCAGGUUGUUUCAGUUAACCAUCAUGAAGCUAUCCUAAAAGCGGUAAAGGUGACCAUUGAAGAUUCAGUUUUAAUUUAUAGUGAUGAAGUCUGUGAAUUCGAUAUGAUAUGUACUGAUACUCUUCUAGUCCCAGGGAUUAGAGUGACUAAUGGGACUGUGAGUCUUUCGAGGAUGGCUCGACGGAUGUUGAAUGAUUCCAUAUUGCAGUAG
This is a messenger RNA of Perkinsus marinus ATCC 50983, 684 nucleotides long. RefSeq lists its product as hypothetical. NCBI's taxonomy places the organism in Eukaryota, Perkinsozoa, Perkinsida, Perkinsidae. The record is from RefSeq and is a predicted model, not a curated record. Bases 1 to 684 code for a protein of 227 amino acids. The transcript has a single exon.